AUGGCUCUACCAACCUCGGACAAAAAGCACUUGAUUAUACAGCGGUCAUUAUACUUGUGGUGCGCUGUGGCACUGGUAUCUGAUAUUGUGGUGAUGUCCAUCACAAUCAACAAUCUCAUUAACAAUAAUUACAAUUAUAACGACAAUUAUCGUUAUAAGGAUUUCUUUGCCACUUCUCAAAUCGCAGAAGUUGUGGUCGCGGCGAUAGGUGUGGCCAUUAUAUUCCUAGAACUGGUGGGGGUUUGGGCGGCAUAUAAACAGCAUUACUGGUUGUGUAUCGUAUACGCCAUCAUAUCUACAGCGGUGGGCGCACUGUGUCUGAUCGGGGGUGUAAUCAUCGGAACUGAAGGGGAAUUAUACUACUCAGCGGCUAUAUUUUUGGUCUCCAGUUCCAGCGCCUGCUAUUUUGCCAGAGAUAUCAAACGACUUAAGAGGUUAGCUUGGAGUAUGGCUGUGUAUUACAACGGACUACCGGCCCCGCAGCAGAGUAUUGUGUAUCAAGUGCCACCUCCUGCAGAGGGGUUACCACAGAGACAGAUGUUGCACCCCGGUCAGAUAGUACCCCCUGGACAGAUGUCUAAUUAUGGCGUACCUGUGCAGGGACCUAAUGGUCAUAUGUAUGCUUUCCCUGGAAGCGGUUACCAGUCAUCGCAACAUCAAGGGAUGACCAGUGCUUAUGACUCACCGGUCGGUACUUCCUAUGCCCAGCAGGGGCUUCAACCCCCGAGUUAUAGUGAGUUUGAACCGGGAGGUAGUGGACAGCAAUUAGAUCCCGAACCACCUAUGGUUGGAUAUAUAGCCCCGCAUAAGACUAUGCCUGACUUAUAG
This is a messenger RNA of Oppiella nova, 828 nucleotides long. Lineage: Eukaryota; Metazoa; Arthropoda; Arachnida; Sarcoptiformes; Oppiidae. The record is from the annotation of a GenBank genome assembly.